CCCAUCAGUUCAGAAGUGAAGGCGAGCGUCAGAGCAUCAGGAAGAGCUGAAAUCUGAUCAAAGACUGAGUUUAUUAAAGAGGACAGAGAGAAGAUGAGAGAUCCAGAGCCCUGCAGAAUCAAACACACUGAAGAUACUGAACAACAAACAGACCUGAUGGAGGAGAGUGAAGAACUGAGUGAAGUGGAGGAGGAGCAUCAUGUCAAACCUGGAGAAAAACCUUGGAGUCGCUCAAAGACUAAAAAUACUUUUUUAAAGAAAAGAAGAGCCAAUCAAUCUAUCACCUGCACUCAGUGUGGAAAGAGUUUCACAAACCAGCAUAGUCUAGAUUGUCACAUGAGAGUUCACACCGGAGAGAAGCCGUUCACGUGUGAUCAGUGCGGCAAGAGUUUCACACAAAAAGGAAACCUUAAAGGACACAUGAGGGUUCACACCGGAGAGAAGCUGUUCACGUGUGAUCAGUGCGGGAAGAGUUUCUCAACCAAGCGUAAUCUUAAACUUCACAUGAGAGUUCACACCGGAGAGAAACCGUUCACGUGUGAUCAGUGCGGGAAGAGCUUCACACACAAACAUCAUCUUGAGCGUCACAUGAGAGUUCACACUGGAGAGAAGCCACACACAUGCGAUCAGUGCGGAAAUCAAUUCAAAGAAAAACAAAGUCUUGAGGAUCACAUAAGAGUUCAUACUGGAGAGAAACCAUUCACAUGCUAUCAGUGUGGGAAGAGCUUCAAGCUAUUAUCAUACCUUCAUGCUCACAUGAGGAUUCACACAAGAGAUAUGAUGUACCCAUGUGAUCAGUGCGGCAAAACAUUUCUUCGGUCAUCAGAACUGAAGAUACACCUGACAGUUCAUAUGAAGGAGAAGCCACAUUCCUGUUCUGAAUGUGGAAAGAGUUUUUCACUGCUGCAAAGUUUACGUAAACAUGAGAAAAUGCAUGCUGAUGUGAAAGACUACAUGUGCUUUGAGUGUGACAAGACUUUUACUACAGCGAGCUGUUUAAAACGGCACCAGAGGAUCCACACUGGAGAGAAACCUCACAAGUGUUCACACUGUGACAAGACAUUCAAUCUGUCAGGAAAUCUGAAAAGACAUGAGAAGAUCCACAGCAGAGAGAAGCCACACACAUGUGAUCAGUGCGGAAAGAGUUUCUCUAUUAAAAGUCACCUGAAGAUACACAUGAAGAUGCAUGCAGUGGAGAAACCAGAUCACUGCGAUCCAUGUCAGGAGAGACCUGAUGGACGUGAACCAGAAAGAAAAACCAGAAGCCAAAAAAAUCUGCCACCUGCCCUCAGUGUAAAUCAAGGCUAAAUGAGAGUUCACACUGAGAAGAAGCGGCUCAAGCCUUCGCUCUGAAAUCACAUCUGCCUUCUCGUUCUGAUAAUUAACUGUGAUCAGUGCAGUGAAAGGUUUCAUUGAGCAUCAGUCUGAAACACCUAAAGAUUCAGAUAAGGAGAAGACUCAUUCGUAAUAUUACAGCAGAAAAGACACGACGGUGUGUGUUUAAGUGCUGGAAGUCUUUUACUACAGAUGAUGAUCUGAAAGAACACUAGAAAAUUCACACUGGAAAAAACUUUCAGGCCAGAGUUCAGGGAGCUAAAUAAGACAUAACACUUAAGAGAGACAUGAUCUGAUAGUAUUUUUAUCUUGUUCUUCAUUGUUUUUCAUUAAAACAUCUAGUUAUUCUUCCACUUCUCCUCUUCUCUUUAGAUGCUUUGACUCUCUAAUAUGUCCAUCGAGAGAUCUGUCUCAUUCAUUUUUACUUAAUUUUUGUAUUUGCUUCAAGUAAUAAUUGAUUAAA
Messenger RNA from Onychostoma macrolepis, 1798 nucleotides. RefSeq names its product gastrula zinc finger protein XlCGF57.1-like. Gene Ontology annotation, molecular function: DNA-binding transcription factor activity; RNA polymerase II cis-regulatory region sequence-specific DNA binding. The coding region runs from base 94 to 1308 and encodes 404 amino acids. Lineage: Eukaryota; Metazoa; Chordata; Actinopteri; Cypriniformes; Cyprinidae. The transcript is spliced from 3 exons. Gene Ontology annotation, biological process: regulation of transcription by RNA polymerase II. The record is from RefSeq and is a predicted model, not a curated record.